CUAGCAUAUCUAGCUUGUUGUUCUGGUGUGUGAGGUGGGUAUUUAAGGCUCUGCAGUAAAAAUGUCUUCACUUGAGUCUCUGGGAGAGUUGAGCAGCCAAAGAGACUAACUUUAAACUUUCUUCUCCUCAACAACUUGGUUCUUUCCAGAACCAGAGAAGACAUUCUGCAGUCUCCGUUGCAACCCGAGCUCCAAAAUAGCUGUUAGCUAAACACGGCUAAAUAAAACCUGCUACCAUUUCUGGGAUUUAUCGUGAUGUUCAUCAUCUGGAUCUGGACAGCAUGGAUACAGAUAUUCAGCAGGUGGUGCUAGUUAAAAAAGAAGCUUCUGAAGAACAGAGUGCUGGUGUGGACCAACGGGACCAAGAACACCUCCACAUAAAGGAGGAACAAGAGGAACUCUGGACCAGUCUGGAGGAAGAUCGUUUCCAUUUGAAGGACGAGAAUAAUGCUGCCUGGUUUUCAUUCACUACUGUUUCUAUAAAGAGUGAAGAUGAUGAAGAUAAACCUAUGUUCACACAGCUUCUUCAGCAGCAAAUAGAAGACAGAGAUGGUCCAACCAGCAACUCAGCUGACCAGAUGACAGCAGAAACUGGUGGAGGAGCAGAAGCUAGCAGGAACCGUGAUCUGAACCCUCAUGACCAGUCAUCCAAUUCUUCAGAGACUGAAGUUAGUGGAGAUGAUGGAGAUGUUGAUGAUUUGAAUUUAAACACUGAGCUGUCAGACUCGGGGCCUGAAACUGGGGACAGAGACAAUGACUGGAGUGAGAACAGGUCUUCUGAGUCAGAUCUUAAGCCUGUCAACAAAUCCUUUAGCUGCCCUGAGUGUGGUGAACAAUUUCUCCACAAGUGGUCUCUCCAGAAACACGUGACAAGUCAUUCAACAGCAAGGUCUUCAGGUUGUGUGGUUAAUAAGAAAUGUAUCAUAAUAAAGCAACAUAUAGACAAGUGCAGGAAAGUCCAGACAAAACCAAAAUCAUUUAGUUGUGACGAUUGUGGAAAAAGAUUUGGGACAAAGUCAAUUUUAAACAGACACAUGAGUGUCCACACAGGACAGAAACCUUUUGCCUGUGAGCUCUGUGGAAGAAGAUUUAGCCGAAAGACACAUUUAAACCGACACAUGCAAGUCCACGCAGGCCAGAAGCCUUUGGCCUGUGAAUUGUGUGGACAAGAAUUUAAAGAAAAGACAGAUUUAAAUGAACACAUGAGAGUCCACACAGGCCAGAAACCUUUUGCCUGUGAGCUCUGUGGACAACUAUUUAAUUCAAAGGCAUCUUUAAACCGACAUAUAAGAGUCCACACAGGACAGAAGCCUUUUGCCUGUGAGCUCUGUGGACAUCUAUUUAAUUCAAAGGCAUAUUUAAACCGACAUAUAAGAGUCCACACAGGACAGAAGCCUUUUGCUUGUGAACUCUGUGAACACAAAUUUAGACAAAAGGCAAAUUUAAACGCUCACAUGCGAGUCCACACAGGACAAAGGCCUUUUGUUUGUGAACUCUGUGGACAAAAAUUUAGACAAAAGACAAAUUUAAAUGAACAUAUGCGAGUCCACACAGGACAGAAACCAUUUGGCUGUGAGCUCUGUGAACAAAGAUUUAAUUCAAAGCCAAAUUUAAACCGACACAUGAGAGUCCACACAGGACAAAAACCUUUUGCUUGUGAGCUCUGUGGACAAAGGUUUAGCCAAAAGACAAAUUUAAACACUCACAUGGGAGUCCACACAGGACAAAGGCCUUUUACUUGUGAGCUCUGUGGACAAAAAUUUAGCCAUAGUUCUAGCCUAAACAGUCACAUGAGAGUCCAUACAGGACAGAAACCAUUUGCCUGCGAACUCUGUGGACAAAGAUUUAGCUAUAAGAGAGGUUUAAAUAGUCAUUUGAGAGUCCACACAGGAAACAAGCCUUUAGCCUUGGAACUUUGUUGAAGCAUAUUUAAACAGAUAAAUGAGGGUCCACAGGUGGACGCAAAUAACAUAUUUAACUGCCAAGUUUACCGAAAAAGGGACCAUUGUAGUUUAUACAUCCCAUAAUUCAUAGCUACACUACAUAUACCAAACCAGGGGUUGGCUACCCACGGCUCUUUCAUCUAUCUGAUACAGCCCUCUGUGCUUGUCAAAGAAUGAAUUAAUGUUUAAUUAAAAUGUAUUUUAUUUGA
Molecule: messenger RNA, 2152 nt
Organism: Nothobranchius furzeri (turquoise killifish)
Lineage: Eukaryota; Metazoa; Chordata; Actinopteri; Cyprinodontiformes; Nothobranchiidae
Product: gastrula zinc finger protein XlCGF57.1
Source: RefSeq, a predicted model, not a curated record